Messenger RNA from Diabrotica virgifera virgifera (western corn rootworm), 681 nucleotides. RefSeq names its product SCAN domain-containing protein 3-like. The transcript has a single exon. Lineage: Eukaryota; Metazoa; Arthropoda; Insecta; Coleoptera; Chrysomelidae. The record is from RefSeq and is a predicted model, not a curated record. The annotation marks the transcript as partial.
AAAUAAGUAUGCUACGUACACAAAUGAAAGUCGGCGUGCCCUAGUUGCAGAUUUGAAGAAAAAGCUUAAACAGCAAGCUGGUAUGUUCAGUAAAAUAUUACACUCUCAAACGCAUUCUUUGCAUGCAUCUUAUGCCGUGUCGCUUGAGCUGGCAAAGGCAAAAAACCUUUCACUGAUGGCAAUUUGAUAAAAAAAUGUGCUGUUGAAAUGGCCAAAGCUUUCGGUGAUUCUAAAAUGGCGGAGAAAUUUGAAUCAGUGCCACUUUCACAUCAAACCAUACAAAGAAGGAUUGUUGCUAUGGGUGAGCAAGUAGAAAAAUCUAUGCUUAGCCUGGUUAAGAAAAGUUCAUAUUUCUCACUUUGUUUGGAUGAAAGCACUGAUCAAACCGAUGUUAGUCAGCUGUUAAUAUUUGUGCGCCCUACUUUUGAUGAUUUUACCAGUAAAGAGGAGUUAUUUGAUAUUUGUCCUCUUUAUGGAACAACAAAAGGAAAAGACAUCUAUGAGGCUGUGAAGAAAACAGUUGACAGAAUUGGAGGCUUUGGUAAAUGUUCAGCCAUAGCAACAGACGUGGCCCCAUCAAUGACAGGUAAAAAAAUUGGAUUAGUGGGUCUGCUUCGAGAGAAUGGUGUCACUUGCCCAAUAAUUCAAUGUAUUAUACAUCAGGGAGCUUUAUGUGGAACA